This is a messenger RNA of Blastocystis hominis, 716 nucleotides long. RefSeq lists its product as hypothetical. Lineage: Eukaryota; Bigyra; Opalinata; Blastocystidae. Bases 1 to 705 code for a protein of 234 amino acids. The transcript has a single exon. The record is from RefSeq and is a predicted model, not a curated record. Gene Ontology annotation, molecular function: proton-transporting ATPase activity, rotational mechanism. Gene Ontology annotation, biological process: proton transmembrane transport. Gene Ontology annotation, cellular component: proton-transporting two-sector ATPase complex, catalytic domain.
AUGAGUGCAGACGAUACGCAGAGACGAAUCAAGCAGAUGUGCGAUUUUAUUAAGCAGGAAGCACAGGAAAAGGCAAACGAAAUCAAGAUCAAGACGCAGGAGGAAUUUGAGCUGGAUCGUCAGAUGCUGACUCAGGAGGGAAAAAUGCGUGUUCAGGAAGAAUACGCCAAGAAGGAAAAGGACUUGCAGGUCCAACAAAGAAUUGCGCAGUCUGCUGAAAUUGGAAGACAGACCAAACGACGUAUGGUGGCUAGAGACGAUCUUCUGAAUAAAUUGUAUCAACUUGCCAGAGAGCGUCUUGCUCAAUUGUCUGAGAAGGACGUGGAUAAGUACGUGGAGGUGCUGAAGGAUCUGAUUCUCCAAGGACUUAUCAAAAUUGAAGAGCCCGAUAUUGUGGUUCGUUGCCGCAAGGUGGAUCUGGAUUUGGUGCGUCGCAUUAUCCCUGAGGUGCAGAAUAAGUAUGUUCAGAUGAUGAAGGACGAGUGUGGAGUGGAUGUUGUAGUCAAUGUGACUCUGAACGAAGAUGAAAGCAAGAUGUUGCCUCCUCCUCCGAGCAACUCUCCCAUGCUUUCUUGCGCUGGAGGUAUCGUGAUGGAAGGUCACAGCGGUCGCCUGGUUCUGGACAAUACGUUUGACAAGAGACUUGAGGUCUGUUUCCAUGAUUUGAAGCCUGUGACUCGGAAAUGUUUGUUCCCUUCUUGUUAAUCAUUUGUUCC